ACGUAAAAAUUAAGCAAAACUGCGGAAUGGUCAAUUGGGAAAACCCCCCACUUCGCUUUCCCCCGUUUGGCAAAAUUGCCACAAUUCUGCGAAUGGCUGUUUCGCCAUUCCCGAGACGCACGAACGGAUGAACGGAUGAAGUACAAACGUAUGAACAUAUGAAGUACGAACGGAUGAACGUAUGAAUGUUUGCAUUUGACCAUUCCGCGCACGAAAAGGAAAUUUACCCUUAUUUUUGCCUGUAGCACUGCGAAACGCGCAAACGUGCUUUUUUCGAUGAAUUGGGAUUCAUCGUGCGCGCAAAGUGAUCAAGCGGAAAUGUUAUGCGCAUAGGCAUCAUUUAUGUGGCGUAUGCCGCCUAUGCGCGCGCACGAGGUGGUUUGCAUGCUCUGAACUUAUAUGCCUACAUAUGCAUACCAUACGCAGCGCGCAAGUGCAUGCGGCAAAAUUUGCCUUCCCAAAAUUCCGCUUUGUCGAAUUGAUUUUUUAACAUUUUGCUCGUUCGUUGGAAGGGAACAAAUUCGUUGAAAGUUUUAAAAACAGCAGGGGGAGAGGGAACAAACGAAAGCGACGAAAAGGGAGAAAAGUAAGGAAUGUUCCAAUAGGAGAAGCAGAAAAGUGACAAUAGUACAAACUGCCAAAGCACAAACGUGCUAAAAGGGAGUUAUGCAAAAUCGCGAACUGCGCGCUUUUCACGCAAACUUUUUUUUUCCCCUCCGCAAAAAGAAACAUGUCGACCGUUGAGGAGUUGAAGUUCAUUUGGAAUUUUUUAUUUUCGGAUAUAACGUCAGAAAAAAAAGGAGAAGAAAUAGAAGAAGAAAAAAAAUACGAAGAGAACAUCAUUUUGUUGAAAAAAUUAAUGAGAACGGAAAACAUAAAGUUUGAACAAAAAUAUAACGCCUGCAACAUUUUGGAAAAAUUAAAAGAGGUGAAGGAUGUUAAGUAUGAAGAUAUUUUAAAUCAAUAUGGAAAUAAUUUUUUAAAUUUUUUAAAGCAAUCUUUUGAAAAUGUAGCGGAGGAAAUUCAAAUAAAUGAAAAAAUAAAUUACAGGAGGAAUGAGCUAAUAAAACAGGAUUUAAAUAAUAAGCUGCAAAAUGUCAAUGCUAACUACAAUUUGGAGUACAUUAAUCUGAACAAAUGCCUAGGAACGGAAGAUUUUGAAAAUCAGCUGAAUGUAAGCUUAAAAUUUAACUCCCUAAAGGAUAUUUUAAGCAAAUUGUUAAUAGAAAUGAAGGAGCACGAAAAUCAGUAUAACAAUUUAACAGAAAUGGAUAAAUUUUUAGAUGUCAAAAUUUUUGAACUUGAAAAUUAUUUGAGUAAGGCCGGGGAGGAGAAUUCGUGAAAAAAAAGUUAUGGAGAAGAAUGGGCCAUCACAGCAGAGUCCACGGAGCACUUUCACAACACGGGAGAAGUAAAAUCAUUGUAUAGUGGCAGUACGUGAAUAUGUACAGAUUGGAAGAACAAGUCGGGCGGAGUUUAUUUCUGUUUAUGUACCUUUGCCGGUGAGAGCAGGCCACAUUGAGCCCCAGUGCACGCGAAAUGGUGCCAGGAUGGUUAAAAGGGAAAAUAUCUUAUCCAAUAUAUAGCACAUAUGUUGAGGUUAUCGAAUGGAUCAUAUAAAAAAAAUUUUUUUCCUUUAAAUUUCAAUUUAAAUUUGUUUUAUUUAUCAUGUAAAAUAAAAGGAUUUAUUUUGAGGAAGCAGAAUUUUUCUUUUUUCUUUUUUUUUUUUUCCUCCGUCCGAUUUAUCUUACCAUUAGCAUUAUUUUUUGGAAAGCUCACGUGGGGUUACUGGAAAGUAAUUUGAUUUGUUAUUUUGUUUCUUUGUACUAUUCCCGCCAGUUGGUUAUGCUGUUAUUAUGACGCUGUUAUGGUGCUGCUGUAAUGCCGUUACGAUGUUGUUAUAUUGCCAUUAUAUUGCCAUUAUAAUAUCAUUAUAUUGCCAUUAUAAUACCAUUAUUAUACCAUUACAAUACCAUUAUUAUACCAUUAUAAUACCGUCAUUUCUUCUUUUUUUUGUGCUUGUUAAAGAGCUACUUAAUAUAUAAAGCCAGUGGGGCGCGAAUAAUAAAUCAACGAAACAGACUUCUACAACUUUUUUAUGUGC
Plasmodium vivax (malaria parasite P. vivax) is the source of this 2104-nucleotide messenger RNA. RefSeq lists its product as hypothetical. The transcript has a single exon. The coding region runs from base 731 to 1342 and encodes 203 amino acids. NCBI's taxonomy places the organism in Eukaryota, Apicomplexa, Aconoidasida, Haemosporida, Plasmodiidae. The record is from RefSeq and is a predicted model, not a curated record.